Messenger RNA from Oncorhynchus mykiss (rainbow trout), 3820 nucleotides. The record is from RefSeq and is a predicted model, not a curated record. Lineage: Eukaryota; Metazoa; Chordata; Actinopteri; Salmoniformes; Salmonidae.
AGCAACCAAUAGCAGACUCAGGAACAGGCUUGAACAAUGUUUUGUUUAUAUAUAUAUCUUUGUAAAACCAUAAUUAGCUAAAAAUGGUGGAUGAAUACUGGACUGUGGCACAGUGUCACAGCUGCGUAGCUGUGGGAGUUAUUGAAAAGACUGGCUGUGAAAAAAGAUACAUUGCAUGGUUAUAUUAGGUAUUAUCCCAAGGAGAACCCACAAAGAUACGUAAGAAAUGCCUGGAAUGAUGGAUAAAGGGUCGGAGUAUCUCGGAAAGGGACGCUCUAACGGAACAAAAAGCCCUUCAAAUGCAUCGAAUGGACAUUUUUCUGAUGAGAGUGGCAGUGACGACGAACACGAUGUCGGAAUGCGUGUGGGAUCCGAUUAUCAAGCCAAUAUACCAGAAUUUGAUCCUGGUUCUACCAAGUACAGUGAUAAAGAUAGUGGGGGAAUGUUGGUGUGGUCUCCAUAUCACACCAUUGUCGACCCAAAAUUGGAUGAAUAUAUUGCCAUUGCAAAAGAGAAGCAUGGAUAUAAUGUUGAGCAGGCAUUGGGCAUGCUGUUCUGGCACAAACACAACAUUGAGAAGUCCCUGGCAGACCUGCCCAACUUCACCCCCUUCCCCGACGAGUGGACCGUGGAGGAUAAGGUGCUGUUCGAACAAGCCUUCAGCUUCCACGGAAAAAGCUUCCACAGGAUUCAACAAAUGUUACCAGACAAGUCCAUAUCCAGCCUUGUGAAGUAUUACUACUCCUGGAAGAAGACCCGGUCCAGGACCAGCCUGAUGGACCGCCAGGCCAGAAAGCUGGCAAACCGAAACGCCCAAGAUGAAAGUGAUGAAGAAAUGGAGGAGGCCAACCCCAUUGAAGCAAACGAUAGCGAUUAUGACCCAACCAAGGAGACGAAAAAAGAGAGCCACACGGAGCCCCAGCCCCUGAGCUCCUCCAAGAUUGGGCUCGGCCGACGGGAGCACCUGACGCUCAUGCACCGGCAUCACUCACAGCGUUCCAAGUGCCGGCCACCCAAGGGCAUGUAUCUGACCCAGGAGGAUGUGGUGGCAGUGUCGUGCAGCUCCAGCGCUGCCAACACCGUCCUUCGGCAGCUGGACAUGGAGCUGGUGGGCCUCAAAAGACAGGUUCAAAAUGCAAAGCAACUGAACAGUGGUCUGAAACACAGGAUGGAAGCGGGCAUUGAUGACUUCAGGCUGCCAGAGUGCAACCAAAAAGUUAAUGCCCGCUGGACAACAGAUGAACAGCUUCUGGCAGUUCAAGGUGUCCGGAAGUACGGGAAAGACUUCCAGGCCAUUGCCGACGUUAUCGGUAAUAAGACGGUAGGGCAGGUAAAGAACUUCUUUGUGAACUACCGCCGGCGGUUUAACCUGGAGGAGGUGCUGCAGGAGUGGGAGGCGGAGCAGGGAACUGGCACCCCCAACGGUGACACUGCCACAUCUGGCGAGGAGGGGAAGAACAGCUCCAACACCCUUUCUGGGAAGAGUACGGACGAAGAGGAGGAGGAGGUGGUGGAGCGUUCCUUUAUUCCCCUAAAACAAAAAAAUGUUUACCUUCCCAGAAACCCCUUCUGUGAUUUCGCUAUGGGAGUUGGCCUCCCACAAGCAGGGCCAGGUGACCCUCUCGUCAGGCCCUUCUCCCGCUGCCACUUCCUCUGCAACUUUCCAGACCCUGGUGACGUCGUCGGCAACCUCGCUCAACCAGCCACCCCCGCUCCUACGGCCCUCCCUGCCGGCCACCCCAGCCCUCCACAGGCAGCCGCCCCCUCUCCAGCAGCAGGCCCGCUUCCUCCAACCCCGGCCCGUGCUCAACCAGCCCCCCCCACUCAUCCGGCCCUCCAACCCCCAGCCCCCGCGCCUCAAUCCCCGGCCGCUUGUCCCUAACUCCACAGGGUGCCCAGGCUCCAGCCAGCCGCCCCCCACCCUGGUGGGUAUCCCAUCGGAGACGUUGUCCUCCUCCACGCUGCACUGAGUGUGUGCAAUGGCGAAGGAAGAAAACUGAAAAGUCGUGGUCGUUUUUUUUAACUUGGUCGUUUGUUUGCUGUUGUUUUCCUGAAGGUCGUCAAUCGUUGGUUGUUAUGAGGAAAUGAUGUAUAUUAAUGAGAAAAGUAAAACCGUUGAAGUUUUUAAAGUAUAUGUAUAUUAGGUUAGGUCUUAGUUUUUUUAUUUAUUUGAAAUCACUUUUUUUUUUAUUCACUCAUCUUUAACAGACUUGCUUAGAUGUUAUGUGUUGGUGAUGUUAAAGAUUUACUAGAAGCAUUGGUUCUUUUUGAAAGUGUUCUUGGCUUCUGGUUAAUGUAUAUUUUACAAACUGGCAAAAUUUGCAAGUAGUAUAUAAACAAAAGGUAUAUUGAAGACACUAUGAUGGACAAUACACACAACUAGUGAAAAGGUGGCGUUGCCAUAUUUCUGUUGGAUUCUUUGAUUUGCUGUAACGCAUAUUUGUUCUUUGAGCGAAUAUAGACGUGUAUCUUUUAUAUAAGCAUUAUUUAUUUUUCUACUCGGUGCUAUGGACUUGACUGAUUUUUGCCUAUGUCCAGUAUAAUAAUAACCAUUGUGUAAGUGCUCUUACACGUCUAGGACAACUGUAUUUACGUGAUUGAAUUGAUCUAAACUGGAAGAAACCGAUUGAAAAAAAUUAUGAACCGGUUAAUAAAAUGAACUUGUUUAAUGUAAUAUUAAGCUUCGAGGGUGUCACUGUCAGUCAAUUGAUUGUUGUAGUCAGUGAGACACAUUUUCAGGAAUUUGUUUAAAUGAUUUUCAUUUAAGAUAUAUUGAAGAACAAAAUGUUUGACUUUUGUACAGUUGUGUAAUUUGGUUGCAUAAUUUGAAACCAUGAUGAUCAUAACUAAAACAAAAUCCAAAAGCGUGUUUUUGACGGUCGCCUAUCAGUUAUUCCCAGUGUAAGAUGUGGCAUAGUCCCUAACAUAUCCAUUCAAAUAUUUCUAACAUUUUGUUUUAUGUUGUCUGUCCAGCUAUGAUCAAUAGUUUCUUACCAAGUUUAGGGAAUGAAUGAGUGCCACUUCAUGUUCGGGGUUGAAAGAUUCCGUAAAAUGUUAUAUGUUCUCCAGAAAUCCUGGUUGUAGUAAGAUUUCUGGAACGUUUCUCAAAUUCUGCCUCAUCACUGUUAAGGAAUGGAGGAUGAAAUAGGCUAAUUCACUACUGUACAUGGUGACAAGCUUGUUGAAAUGUGAACUUAAAUGACCUUUGAACCACUAAUACACUGAGUCAUUAAUCCUUUCCUGUGGAAAUAAUGUGGCCAGAAGUAAGUAUAAUCAUGGACAUUGAGGACUUGCAUUUUGCCUUAAAAAUACAUGACAUUGUGUUUACUAUGCUAUUCGCUUGCCAUUAUUUCGGUCUCUCGUUGCACUUGCAUUUCAAUCAAGUGUCUUUCAAACAUUUUUCAAUUCCAUGUCUAUUGUAGUACAUUUAUUUGGUUUGUCCUAUGUUGUCAUAGUAAAUCAUUACAUUUCCCUGCCUGCUUAAAUUGAAAUGAAUAUUGCCCCCAAAAAAUAGCAUACUGGUGCAAUCCCAAAUAUACAACUAUAAAUAGCACUUAAGUUUAUAAAAAACAUUUGGAAUUGUUGCAUAGUUUACCUUUAAUUGAUUUGUCUACUUUAGCCUAAAUCAUUUUAUCAGCAUCCAGCGUUGUUUCUGAUAUUUCAUAUGCCUAAUUGACAAUUGAAUGGUUUCCCAAAAUCAUCACGCCUCAAUGUAACUGCUGUGGAAGAAUUCUAAACAAAUGCAAUUAAAUAGCAUAGGCUUAUGUAAAUAAUACCGCCACACUGGGCAGACAUCAGUUGGUCUACUUUUGGUUACCAU